Schistocerca gregaria is the source of this 2122-nucleotide messenger RNA. Its product is annotated as transport and Golgi organization 2 homolog. The record is from RefSeq and is a predicted model, not a curated record. Bases 51 to 1076 code for a protein of 341 amino acids. NCBI's taxonomy places the organism in Eukaryota, Metazoa, Arthropoda, Insecta, Orthoptera, Acrididae. The transcript has 3 exons.
GCAUUAUUUUGCAGUGGCAACUGUAUUGUUGUCUUGGUUUCAAAGGUGAAAUGUGUAUCGUGUUCAUAGAUCUAAGGAACAACACCGAUUACAAAUGCGUCCUCUUGUCGAACCGAGAUCAGAUGCUAUGCCGUCCUACGCGGGAAACCCAGUUUUGGACACCCGACGGUCUCCUUUCUCUGAGUCAGGAUAACCACGGACUAUGCAUAGACGACAGCUCCGUGAGGCAAAAGUGUUCUAAACUGGUAUCCAAGAACCAGAGUACAGAAACGCCACGUAUACUUGCAGGGGUCGAUAUGGUCUGUUGUGGUACAUGGCUGGGCAUGUCAACGAGCGGAAGACUCUCUCUCCUGACGAACCGCAUCGAAUUGCUCGAAGAAUGUGAUUCAAGUAAAAAACCUCAUGGUCUGCAUCACCAGAAGGAGGAGGAUUGCAUCAGCAGGGGCAAUCUACCAGUUGAAUUCUUAUGUGGAGAUUCAGAGCCUGCUGAGUUUUUGAAACAGCUCGACAAUAGCCCUAGGAAUUAUCGACACUAUAACCUAAUAGUGGGCAACGGUGUAGACGAUCUUCAAUUCUAUAGCGACGCAAUGCCCAACCGCAUCGUAAAACUGGAACGUGGAAAAAUACACGGUCUGUCUAAUGCAUCGCUGAACACGCCUUCAUUUAAGGUGGAAAAGGGCAAAAAAAUGUUAGAGAACAUGAGGUUUCCGGACCCAGACAAGAUGGCAGCGGCCGCGUCUCAGUGUACAGAUAACCGUCCUUCUGUGGAGUGUCGCUCGCUUUUUCGUUCCAUGUUCGAAAUUUUGCGGGAUAGUGAGAAGCAGCCCUGCUCAGAAGACCAUCCCUGUUCACACGAGUAUUUGUGCUCGAGCAUUUACGUGGAACGCCACGUGGUUCCACCAGCCAACGAGUCCGAUAAAAGGACGGACGCAGAGAGAGUGUAUGGAACACGUUCUUCAGCAAUCAUUUUGGUGGAUCGAAAAGAUCGAGUGACCUUCUACGAGAGUGGGUUCGAAUAUGGUGCAAAAAAUAAGUGGAUGGACCAAGUGUUUCAUUGGAAGUUGCAACCUAUGUGAAAAAGCGUUUUGCUACUGUGCAAACGUUUAUCUGCUGUCUGAUAAAGCGCGGUUGUCUGAGAAAUCAACGCCGUACAUGGAAAAAAAAAGGUCCAAGGUAUUUUGUCAAACCUGGUGUAAAUUUGGGACCUUCCUUGAGCAUAGCGCACAGAGACCAUGGGGCUCAUAGACUGGCAAAUAACUGUCGAACUUAACGAAGAGUGUGGGGGACAAGGCAGCUUUUAGGGCUCAUAUAGAGAGAUUUGACUAAAAAUUUUUGUAACUUUAAUCUACAGCUCUUGCUCUGGUGGCUUAUAUAAGAUGUGGUAAUUUGGCGUAGCAGAGACUCUGGAACAGAGAUUAACUAACCUGAUAGGAGAACGUCCUGGACUGAUCGAAUGAGGGGGACGUGCUACCAGCUAUUCCAUAAGUGAUUCUCCGGGUGACAUUCAUGAAUGAGCUUGGGUUAGCUAAGUCGAUGGUUCCACUUCCUAAGACUUGGAUCGUGUUUUUCCCGUCAAAAGAGGGAGCUGAAAUUGCGGCCGUAAAACUUUUACGUUUUUCUGCAGGGUUUAUCUCGAUAGUAUGGGUGUACUCGAGGGCACUGCUGUUGAUGGGAACGCUGCUUUCGACUGUAAUAGUUCGGACGCUCUGGUUGAAGGUGUCAUUGGAACCGAAGCUGAUCUGUGGUGGCGAGCUGUAAGUGGGUGGUUUAACAGACGUGUACAUUACUUUUCUAGGUGAUUUCGCUUGACCCGCAGCAUCAGGAAUGGUGAUAAAGUUGUCUGGAUCGUUUAUGUUUAUAGACAAAUCUACUGGUUGCGCUAGAAAGGUGAUUCUUAUUUGUUGUUUAGCUCUGAUGUGCCAAGUAGAAAAGCCUAGGUCGGCGACCAGAGCUUUGAUGCGAUAAUCACUGUGCGUCUUGGUGUUCUCCUUCAACGAGAACCCGUUGACGGUUUUACUCGCGAUCAGUCCUAUUUGGCCAUUUUCGUCAACAUGCUCGAGAAGAAUGGUGACGGAUGACAACAUAGCAGAUUCAGGAAUGUAGACAUUAAGAUUGACGUGGA